AUGUAUCUGAGACUUGACCAUCGAUUCAACAUUAGGUUGACCGUCCAUACUGAGAAGAUAGUGACUACGUCUUCAGCCUUUGACCUCAUCAUUAGCUCGACCCUCCACACUCAUGAUAUGGUGCCCACAUCUUCAGCCUUUGACCUAGAUAUUAGCUCGACCCUCCACACUCAGGAGAUGGUACCUACAUCUUCAGCCUUUGACCUAUAUAUUAGCUCAACCGUCCACACUCAGGAGAUGAUACCUACAUCGUCAGCCUUUGACCUCAUCAUUAGCUCGACCCUCCACACUCGGGAGAUGGUACCUACAUCUUCAGCCUUUGACCUAUUUAUUAGCUCAACCCUACACACUCAGGAGAUGGUACCUACAUCUUUAGCCUUUGACCUCAUCAUUAGCUCGCCCCUCCACACUCGGGAGAUGGUACCUCCAUCUUCAGCCUUUGACCUAUUUAUUAGCUCAACCCUCCACACUCAGGAGAUGGUACAUACAUCUUCAGCCUUUGACCUAUAUAUUAGCUCAACCGUCCACACUCAGGAGAUGGUACCUACAUCGUCAGCCUUUGACCUCAUCAUUAGCUCGCCCCUCCACACUCGGGAGAUGGUACCUACAUCUUCAGCCUUUGACAUCUUCAUUAGCUCGACCCUCCACACUCAGGAGAUGGUACAUACAUCUUCAGCCUUUGACCUCGUCAUUAGCCCGACCCUUCACACUCAAGAGAUUGUACCUACAUCUUCAGCCUUUGAACUCAUCAUAAGCCCGACCCUCCACACGCAGGAGAUGGUACCUACAUCUUCAGCCUUUGAACUCAUCAUAAGCCCGACCCUCCACACGCAGGAGAUGGUACCUACAUCUUCAGCCUUUGAACUCAUCAUAAGCCCGACCCUCCACACGCAGGAGAUGGUACCUACAUCUUCAGCCUUUGACCUCAUCAUUUGCUCGACCCUCCCGCUCGACCCCGACCCCUAUUAUUUUAUCAUCAUAGCUGCAACACUAGACUCAAAUCCAUUGAAUGUUCAAUUGAAAACUGAAAAGCAAUCAGAUGCAUAG
Molecule: messenger RNA, 1047 nt
Organism: Mizuhopecten yessoensis (Yesso scallop)
Lineage: Eukaryota; Metazoa; Mollusca; Bivalvia; Pectinida; Pectinidae
Product: mucin-1-like
Exons: 1
Coding region: 1-1047 (348 amino acids)
Source: RefSeq, a predicted model, not a curated record